Molecule: messenger RNA, 1256 nt
Organism: Peromyscus eremicus (cactus mouse)
Lineage: Eukaryota; Metazoa; Chordata; Mammalia; Rodentia; Cricetidae
Gene: Plek2
Product: pleckstrin 2
Exons: 9
Coding region: 46-1107 (353 amino acids)
Biological process (GO): actin cytoskeleton organization; intracellular signal transduction
Cellular component (GO): plasma membrane
Source: RefSeq, a predicted model, not a curated record
AGCGCAGGCGGCGGAUCGCGGGGACAGCUCACCUGGACCGGCGACAUGGAGGACGGCGUGCUCAAGGAGGGCUUCCUCGUGAAGAGGGGGCACAUUGUCCACAACUGGAAGGCACGAUGGUUUAUCCUUCGGCAGAACACACUCCUGUAUUACAAGCUGGAAGGUGGCCGGCGAGUGACCCCACCCAAGGGAAGGAUCCUUCUGGACGGCUGCACCAUCACCUGCCCCUGCCUGGAGUAUGAAAACCGGCCGCUCCUCAUUAAGCUGAAGACCCGAACUUCCACUGAGUACUUCCUGGAGGCCUGUUCUCGAGAGGAGAGGGACUCCUGGGCCUUUGAGAUAACGGGGGCUAUCCACGCAGGGCAGCCGGGGAAGGUCCAGCAACUCCACACGCAGAAAAACUCCUUCAGGUUGCCCCCCCACAUCAGCCUGCAUCGAAUUGUGGACAAGAUGCAUGACAGCAGCAGUGGAAUCCGGCCGUGUCCCAACAUGGAGCAGGGGAGUACCUAUAAGAAGACCUUCCUGGGCUCCUCCUUGGUGGACUGGCUCAUCUCCAGCAGCUUUGCAGCCAGCCGUCUAGAGGGAGUGACCCUGGCCUCCAUGCUCAUGGAAGAGAACUUCCUCAGGCCGGUAGGGGUCCGGAGCAUGGGAGCUAUUCGCUCUGGGGAUCUGGCCGAGCAGUUUCUGGAUGACUCUACAGCCCUGUACACUUUUGCUGAAAGUUACAAGAGGAAAGUAAGCCCCAAGGAAGAGAUCAGUCUCAGCACCAUGGAGUUAAGUGGCACGGUGGUCAAACAAGGUUACCUAUCCAAGCAGGGACAUAAGAGGAAAAACUGGAAGGUGCGCCGAUUUGUUCUGAGGAAGGACCCAGCUUUCCUGCAUUACUAUGACCCUUCCAAAGAAGAGAACAGGCCAGUAGGUGGGUUUUCUCUUCGUGGGUCCCUUGUGUCUGCUCUGGAGGAUAAUGGUGUUCCUACUGGAGUUAAAGGGAAUGUCCAAGGAAACCUCUUCAAAGUGAUUACGAAGGAUGACACACACUAUUAUAUCCAGGCCAGCAGCAAGGCUGAGCGAGCGGAGUGGAUUGAAGCUAUCAAGAAGCUAACAUGACCUAAGGGAACAAACAGGACCAGAGUCCUCAUUCAUAUCAGCUGAUAUAGAUGGGACUUCAUGGAGAACUGGAGUACAAGACAGACAUUGGGCUUAGGAUAUGGCUCAGUGGUAGAGGACCUGCCUGAGGCCCUAGCUCAAUUCUUGGA